Molecule: messenger RNA, 483 nt
Organism: Juglans microcarpa x Juglans regia
Lineage: Eukaryota; Viridiplantae; Streptophyta; Magnoliopsida; Fagales; Juglandaceae
Exons: 1
Coding region: 1-483 (160 amino acids)
Source: RefSeq, a predicted model, not a curated record
AUGCCCCCUUAUCGCUUGGUAUAUGGAAAAGCAUAUCAUCUUCCCGUUGAGCUUGAACAUAAGGCAUAUUGGGCUGUUAAACAAUUCAAUUUUUCCAUUGACCAUGCUGGUUCUGUGAGAAAGUUUUAUAUUUCAGAGUUGGAUAAGCUUAGACGAGAUGCAUAUGACAAUUCCAAAUUGUCAAAGGAGUGCAUGAAGAUGUUACAUGACAAGCACAUCCAGAGAAAGAAUUUUGAGCCCAAUGAACAAGUUUUACUUUACAAUUAUCGCCUCCAUCUAUUUCUAGGCAAAUUAAGAGCGAGGUGGAAUGAUCCUUAUUUAGUUAUGGAUAUGUUUCCACAUGAAACUGUUGAGAGUACUAAUCCUCAAAAUGGAAAUUCUUUCAAAGUAAAUGGCCAACGACUUAAACAUUUUUUGGCAAAACUUUCACUUGAGGAUACUUCCAUUCCUUUGCAAGACCCUACUUAUUCUAAUAAUCCUUAG